Molecule: messenger RNA, 864 nt
Organism: Dichomitus squalens LYAD-421 SS1
Lineage: Eukaryota; Fungi; Basidiomycota; Agaricomycetes; Polyporales; Polyporaceae
Product: GNS1/SUR4 membrane protein
Exons: 7
Coding region: 1-864 (287 amino acids)
Biological process (GO): fatty acid elongation, saturated fatty acid; fatty acid elongation, polyunsaturated fatty acid; very long-chain fatty acid biosynthetic process
Cellular component (GO): endoplasmic reticulum membrane
Molecular function (GO): fatty acid elongase activity
Source: RefSeq, a predicted model, not a curated record
AUGGCUCCUCUCGCGGAUCUCCUGCUCUCCACCCUCCCGCUCAAGUCGCUCGGUGUCCCCCACCGGUUGACCCAUUACGUGAACGGGAAGACGCCGCUGUCGACCCCGCAGGAGGUGUUCCCGACGCUCGCCGCCUACCUCGUCACCAUCUUCGGUAUCCAGAAAUGGAUGAAGAACAGGCCACCGUUCAAGCUCCAGUUCCUGUUCCGUCUCCACAACGCCUUUCUCACCGCCGGCAGUCUUCUCCUCGUUCUCCUCAUAAUGGAGGAGGUUGUUCCCCAGAUUCACAAACAUGGUGUCUUCUGGGGCCUCUGUGAUGUGAAGAUGUGGUCGGAACGGCUCGAAUUCUACUACAUGAUCAACUAUUACUUCAAGUACAUCGAACUCAUCGACACGGUCUUCCUCGCUCUCAAGAAGAAGCCCCUUGCAUUCCUGCAUGUUUUCCACCACUCCGCAACUGCUUUGCUAUGCUAUACUCAGCUUAACGGCAGAACUAGUGUUCAAUGGGUGCCUAUUGCCAUCAACCUGACCGUCCAUGUGAUCAUGUAUUACUACUACUAUGCUACUGCUGGUGGUGCCAAGAUUUGGUGGAAGAAAUACCUCACGACCUUCCAGAUUGCGCAAUUCGUCAUCGACCUCUUUGUCGUAUACUUCGCCACAUACAACUAUUACGCAGCAACGUACUUCCCAAAUCUCCCGUCAUACGGCUCAUGCGCUGGCACCGAGACCGCGGCGUUGUUUGGAUGCGGCCUGCUUUCGAGUUACUUGGUCCUGUUCAUCCAGUUCUACAUCCAGACGUACAAGAAGCCCGCCGGCAAGAAGCCCAUUGUCAAUGGCAAGGCAAAUGGUGUUGCGAAUGGGUGA